This is a messenger RNA of Tuber aestivum (summer truffle), 2042 nucleotides long. Lineage: Eukaryota; Fungi; Ascomycota; Pezizomycetes; Pezizales; Tuberaceae. The record is from the annotation of a GenBank genome assembly.
AUGUCCUUGCCCCUGGAAGAAAUUCGGGGCCACCCGGCCUGGUCCACCGUGAUCCAAGUGCAGACCCCGAGUCGGCAGGGUGCUGCCCCCGUCGCGAAGAACAGGUCCGGCGGGCCGAUCAAUAUUGCCUAUGAAGUUCACGGCACGGGCGCAAUCCAUAUUGUGGUACGUCUCCGCUCGGCCUUCCCUCCGUGGCAGGAGAUGGCGGGAGGGAAAAUGAUUCAUACGAGGAUACGAGGCAGAACCACACUGACGCGCCCAAUCAAAGUGGAUUAUGGGGUUGAACGCACCCAAAAUAGCGUGGCAUCGUGUAAGUCACAACGGGUAUUGCGUGCAAGGCUUCCCAAUCCUCCUCCUCCACCACCACUUUUGGGUGCGAACGGUCGGCAUGAGUUGUAAUCUAAUCCGUUCCUACGCGCUUUCAUUCGGUGUUUCCAGCAAACCAGAUAUUUGUAAGUAGAUCUUUCUAGCCUUGACACUUUCCUUUUUCCCCUUCCCUCCCUUUGUCACUGCUCGUCUUCUUCCUCUUUGGAAAACGAGCUAGCGUCUUACAGUAUUCGUCCAUUACCGGCAAUUUGCUUGUUUGCUUUGCUUGCCCGAUUCUUUCCUAAUAUCCCCGUCUUGAAUCUUGCUUUUUCAUCUAUUCCAUGGGCUGAUUCUCGCAACUGUGAUUCCGCUUGAUGAUAGCGGCCAUGAACACGAAGACAAAUACACGUCAUUGGUCUUUGAUAGUCGAGGUAUUCAUGAUCCCGUAUUCCUUGAAGGAGAGAUUUCCUGGAGCGCAGUCUAUUACCGGCACCUCAAGCGUCAUUUUUCCCUUGACAAUUGGGGGUCGCGUACGGCACUUUCAAUGCUUGGGUACUGGGGCAAUUGCUAACCCGACCCAGGGGUCGGAAACAGCGACAAGCCUUAUGCCAGAUACUCCACGUCCGAAAUGGCAAAGGAUGUAAUCGACCUCCUGCAGCAUGUGGGAUGGACUGAUCCAAACCAAUUGCACGUGAUAGGAGUAUCUAUGGGGGGUAAGUACCGUACCAACCUUCUCUCCCAAUUGGUAGCCCGUGCGAUUCCGUCCCUUGACUUUCUAGGCGCAAUUCACUCACUUAAUGGUCAUGAAGGAAUGAUUGCUCAGGAACUGUAAGCCCACCGGCCUACCCUCCCGGACCCUCCCCCCCCCCCCCACCCUCUCCCCGAACGAUAAACCCCCCCACCAGUUCGGGUUCCCUUUCUUUUCUUCCCCUACCUAAGGUAUCUAUAAUGGGUCCCACAUCUCACCCCGAGUCAUCUUUUUAUCUAUCGCCUGAUUUUGCACGCUCCGCUUUCCUAUCGGUUAAUCAACCUCUCGGUUAGGGCUUUCCUAAUACCGGAUCGAAUUGCCUCUCUAUGUCUGCAGAGCACAGCAGCCCGUCUUGUCAGCUCAAUUGUAAGUUCGAACCCCACUUGCAUACCACUAUACGAACACGAAUACGAAAACAUCGAGUCUUGCUUCUGACAUCAUUCCCUCUUCCUCCUCCUCUUCCCUUUGCUCGACACAGCCAUGGUAUAAGCUUCUAUAUCGCCGCGCAUACAUGUUAGUGCCCAGAUCGUUGCCUGCCCGCCUCGCGGCCGCUCAGGAAAACAUCUUUACAGCGGCGUGGCUGAAAGCCCCCGACGAUCUCGGCGUUUUCCCGACCAAUAGCGAUAGGUACGUGGCGGAAGAACUGUGGCGCGUGGAGAACCUCCCGCCGCCUGUCUACCAGGGCUUCCUCCUCCAGGGCCUCGCGGCCUCUUGGCACUAUAUGGGUCCCGAGCGGCUGAAGGUGCUCGGCCAGCGGAUCAGGCAUAUCCUUGUCUGCACCGGCGACUUGGAUGCCAUGAUCGAGUGCAGGCAUUCAGACGUGCUCGUCCGGGGCAUCGCCGCCGGGGGCAGGGUCGUGAAGAGGGUCUUUGAGGGCUGUGGGCAUGGGCUCCAGUUCCAGUGUGCCAGGGAGUACAAUUGCAUGAUUGAGGAGUUUGUCACGGCGGCCCACGAGGAUGGGAAGGGGGCUACUAUUAAUCGGUGGAUU